Messenger RNA from Orbicella faveolata, 5337 nucleotides. RefSeq lists its product as uncharacterized. Lineage: Eukaryota; Metazoa; Cnidaria; Anthozoa; Scleractinia; Merulinidae. The record is from RefSeq and is a predicted model, not a curated record.
AAGAUUCUAGUUGGUGCAGAAACGUCAGAGAGCCGAAGGUUAUAUAAGUGGUGCAAUUUCGUUCAGAAAGAAGUCUAUGACCCUGGACAAUAACGCCUUCGAACUACACUCCUGCAAACUUAAAGCGGGUAGCACCAAAUUAAGGAUGAAAGCUCUGCAGGAUUACUGGAAACACGCACUGUUUCUUGGAUGUUUGGGAACAUUGUGUAUAGCGAUUUCUGUUUUAAUCCAUCGUGGAAUACAUGGGAGGUAUGGAAUAGGAUUCCAGGGACUGAGCCUCGUCUGUUUAGGAUUGCUUCCUUUGGUUGUGUUAUUUGUUUUACGUCAAAGGCAAGUAACACUUUGGUGGUGUCCGUCAAGCACUGUAUCUCUGUUACUUUCAACAUGUUUAGUUUUAUAUUAUCUUACAAGUAAUGGCCUUUGGUGCGCGCAGCAUCCAAACGUGACACAAGAAUUGUGUGCAAAACUUGUUCAGUUUGCGUCGUUUGCGACAUCUUCAAACGUGACCUCAUGGUGGUUAACUCUGGGCGACCUUUUAGCCGUGCAACGCGGCCGUGACAUGCCAAUCCCAUGGGAGCACGACAUCGAUGUUUGUAUCACAGCUGAUCAAUUUCCAGCGUUUGAAGAAGCCCUCAGGUCGCAUACUGGUCAUUUCCAACCUGAGGCAGAGUGUCUUAAGCAGGGGCACUGGUAUCUACCGAUUGACAUGUUGAAACAUGGGCUGACAACUAGAGAAGCAGAAGGUGUAAAUGUGGACAUUUGGACUUGCCCACAACUUUCUGGAAACAUAACGCGUGUGUUGUAUUGUAAUGGCUUAAUGAAUGUCCCUGGCUCUCUUGAGGAUAGACAUGCUAUAUUGACAAAACAUUAUGGAAAUUACUUUAUAGUCAAAUACGCACACCACGAUGUAAUGUGCAGAAUUUGGAAUGGCUGAAAAUUUGAUUUAUUGUCUAUUUACUGUAAGUGUUUUUUUUUUCUUUUUUCAUUUCUUAACAUGUUAUUAAAAUGCUCUCUGAGAUUCCUUUCAUGCAUUUUUUAGAAUAGUUUCUGUCAGCUUAAUUGGUUCCAUGAAGACAUGAUUGAUCAUCGCUGUCUUAUACACAACUUAAGCAGUUGUGAAAUUAAAGCCUGAAAAAAAUUCAGGCCUGAACGGUAUUCAUACCCACACCCAUGACCUCUGCGAUACUGCUGCAGUGCUCUACCAACUAACCAGCAAGCAAGCCAACUAGGAGCUGGUCACAUGGUGAGUUCCAGGAGGCAGGGGGUGACUCUAUUGUUUUCCAGUAUUGAUUCGUGACCGACUAAUCGCUACUAGCGUGACGUCACCUAGCAACGAGUGAGCACUUCAAGUAGUCUAUUCACAUUACACCAUUGAAGAAGGGCAACAGAGGUUAAGAAAGACAAAAAAAAAACAGGCCUAAGAUCACUUUUGUUCACUAACUAAUUGUAGGUGUGUACAAUUUGUUGUUGCUUUUGUCUGUGUGCAUUAUAUCUGUUUUAGUUUUGUGCCCGCGUAAUGGUGUAUUCUUGUUGAAUUUUGUUGUGGGUAAGUGGAGGGACCACCAUCUUGAGAACGAGACAAGAGAAGUCAAGGUAAAACAUUUGCAUUUUCUCUCUUAAAUGUCUCACCAAUAGUCUUGUUAAUAGGAGUUUUUAGUUUCUUUCACAGGACCCCUCUGAUAACAGUGUUGAAUACACUGAUCCAUGGGUCAUCCUGUUUAAAUAUUGGUUGUUGUUGUUGUUGUUGUUAUUAUUAUUAUUAUGCAUGAUAAUAUAUGUUUAAUCCACGUGUCUUUCUGUGUUGAUUGAAUCAGCCGUUCCUCUCAUCAAUCUGUUUUCAGAGUGUUGGGAUGUUGUUUAUUUCUUGAUUUCCACCAAAAUUUCCCUGCAGUGUGAUCGGUUUUGUUUGUUUUGGAGCACCUUUGAUAGUAGUUAUCAGGCCUUUGAAUUCAAUUCUUUGUGUUUCAACUUCAUUUGCCUUUUGUGUUUUAAUUGUGUCCGCUAUAUGGUGAAAUUUAUUGGCUUUAAUCUUACAGCAGCUUUCUUUGCUCCAGGCUUUUGUUUUAUUAUUAUUUUGUUUCAUUAUUAUUGAAGGUUUGUAAACAUAUUUACAGACUGGUCUAUUUUUAGGCUUCUUUUCCCGCGACAUAGGUCAGUUCCGGUCUUCAUGAGCAUGCAUCCGUAAGAAAAAAAAAUGGCUGUUUGUCUUUUUAAUCUUCCGAUGAAACGAUGACAUCAGUUAAAAAUUAAGUCCGUGCUUGUGAUUGGCCACUGAGGUUCCUGUAAUGUCUGAUUGUCUUUGCUGGCUUUUUUCAUGUCUAGUUAAUAAUAAUAAUAGUAACAAAUAUUUAUAUGGGAUAGCCCUUCAGUGUAAGAGUACUGUUAUCAAAGGGGUCCUGUCUAGAUAACAUAAGGAUAAAAACUAAAAUAAGAUAAGAAUGACUUCAAACUUAUUAACUACACUAUACAAAAAUUUGAUCUAAAGACUCCCUAAAUAGUACCCUACUGCUAAUUUGCUUGAUUUUUAAAGGUAAAGAAUUAAAAGCUGAAGCACCCAAAAGGUAAAAACUUUUCUGAGCAAAGUCAAGUAAUUUCACUUCGUCAGAGCAAUGGUGGUCCUUCUGUAGGACUUAUUGCUGUUCACUGCAAUUGCAGUGUCAGUGUUGUGGUUUUCAAAUUUACAACAAAGUUCAAAUUAGAGUUAGCCUGAGUAAGCUGUUUUAGGUUUUCUGUUUGUCACUAACAUCUUGGUGUACAAUUUUGGUGUAAAAUAUAGCAUUUAAAUAAUUACAUUUACGGUGACAACAAUUUUGCUUUAUGAUUUAUCUUUUGUCAUAACCUGAUGACUUGGCUUAUUCCUGAACAAUGCCAUACCUUGAAUGUUGCUGUAGCCAGAGUAUUCCAGGUUCUCAGUCAGUGGGUAUGAUCGCAAAAAGCAGCUGGGCGACAAGCAACAAGUGGGGUCUGGUAGAGAAAGAGACCGAGAACCUGGAAAGGGUUAAUUAUGCUGCAACUGUCCUGCAUUGCCAUGUUGUAAUGGCUCCUAUUUCUUAAGCCUCCAAGACUUUCAAGGCUGUGUUGUAGUCUUUUCAUCCCUAGUUAAAUUCCCAUCAUAUUCCAACUAAAAAGCAACCUUCCGCUAAAUGUCACUAAAUAGAUAUUGCUGCAUAGCAUUCAAAAUAAAUGACAGCAACUGCUAAGAAAUGUAUUAGAGUGCUGAAAUGCUGUAAAAACAAUCAGACAUUUAUUCUUAUUAGUUAUAUUUAUUAAUUUAAACAAGUUUUAUGCCUACAUGUAUUAGCUCUUUUUAUUUAUUCUACUUUUAUAAUCAUAUCCUGCCCUUCACAGGUCCACAUCAGCCUAUAGUUUCAAUUAUGACUAUAUGUACCAUUUAGUCCAUCAAAUAAUUGUGCUUGCACCGCAUCUUUGUCUAAUUGCAUCAUGCCAUUAAAUGCUUCAGCUACAACUGAAAUAUUCCCCAGUGGAGCGGUAUUCCCCAAUUUUCAAAUUUUCAAGCAGAUUCCGUGUAUUGCUGAAAAUAUUUGAAGGAUCAUAAGCACAAUAGUGGCUCCAUUUGACUUGAAAAAUAUGCUUGGAUAUCUGUUCUUGGACAUUAUCUGUUCCUAUCUUCUCGACAGAACAGAUAAUGUCCACAGAAAAAUAUUAUAUAAAUAUGCCAUUUUUUUGGCACCAAAUGAAGGCUACUUUUCAUAAAACCUGCAUUACCAAAUAAAGGAAUGAUUGAUUGACUGAGUCAGUUUUUCCCUCAGACACUGGAGGUCCAUAAGUUUCAUUCUCCUUCAGUGUGCUUAGCAACUACACUCUCAUUCUGUUCAUAUCUUGCCAUAUAUGCCCUGCCUGAUCCAUCGUUAUUGGUUUCAUUUGUGGUUAGUGUGAUAGCAGUCAGCACUGAAAACCUUGAUGCAUGUUAGCUCCAGAGAAUUUCCCCUAUUUUGUUCUGUUUUGUGUCUUCAUUGGUCGAUGUUCAGUUAUCCUUGUGUAAAAAUGGUUGAAUUUCACCACUUUAGCUUUCUUUUCUGUAUCAGGUAUUUAAGUCAACGAGGUUGGUGGUAUCUAUUGUAGUUGCUGAUAUAACAGAAAAGUCACAUUUUUUACCUUCACUCCAAGUGUAACUAUCAUAAAUUUGAGAUCUCAAAUUAAUUCCAAAUUAAACUUGUCAAUUGAUUUAAACUGGCAAUGAAGCUGUGGUAAGCCUUUGCAUGACUUUGUGCCUUUAAAGAAAAUAUCUUGAGCUGUCAUAAUCAAUGGGAGUUUAACUGGAGGAGUGGAAGGGUGCCUAAGGGGUGCAAAAAUGAAGCAGGAACUUGGAAAUUUGACAACAUGAUUGAACAUAUGAAAAAAAAAUUGUAGUUCUCAUAUGCAUGUCUUGACAGGUGAUGUAGAAAUUUUUAAAAAUCAAAACUAAGGUGGGUUUAAAAGUCCAUGCCAGUUUAUCAUCCAGGGGGCACAAGCCUUCAAAGGGUAAAUGUUCAUCAGAAUCCCUAAGUCAACAGGUCAACAGAUUCUGAUGGAUCUAUUAGGUUAAAAGCAUUCAUGGAUUUUUAAAAUAUCCAAUUCCAAACUAGAAAUCAGGGAAAAGCUAAUCACAGUUAGGCCGCUGGCCAGGAACUAUGUAUAAUAUUUGUUGCAAACGUAGCAAGCCUGUUCCUGGCAAUCCGAUUGUGGCAAGUGUCAAGAUUAAGAUUGCGAUAGUAGAAUAUCAAAAUAAGAAAAAAAAAUGUGCAGGGGACUUGACCCUGAAAAUAAAAAUCUAAGCACAUUUGCUAAUUUUAAAAGAAUGUGCGUAUUGACCAAUCACAUCAGAGACCAUGGACCGGUGUAGCUAGAGUACUAAAUAAAGAGUUCUGAUCAGUGAGUUAUUUUAGAUGGUUUCUGGCAAUGGCAGAGUAAUGAUCUCAAGAAAAGAUGUGAUUAUUUCAUCUCCCCUAAGUUAUCUCUGUCUAAUCUCUUACGUAGACUUGAAAACUAUGCAUCAAUUCCCUCUAGCCAGUUGUAACUAAUUGAUACUCAUAAAUGACAUUGAUGCAUGAGUAAUCAAUGGGUAAUCAACAAGUAAUCAACUGAGUAGUCAUUGAUUAUUGACGAUGAUCAAUGAGUAACCAAUGACUAAUGUGUGACCAAAAGUGUUGUGGCCUAUCGAUUAUUCAUCAGUUUCUCAUAUCUGUCAUUGAUUAUUCUUGAUUAGGUUAAGAUUAUUCUUCUUAGUCAUCCAUCACCUAUUGAUUACGUACUGGCCCAUUGUGUACACAUAUAUUAUUAUGCUAUUAUGAUUUUCCUGUAUUUUUCUUCAUUGUAGUCCAUUUUUCUGUUACAAAU